AUGGAAUGUGCAAUCUUACUGCGACUGCAGCAUCCAAACAUUGUGGAGUACAAAUCAUCUUUUAUACAGGAUGCUCAUCUAUAUAUUGAAAUGGGCUUUUGCGCCGGCGGUGACCUUGACUCCUACUUACAAAGUAGAAGUGGACAACUGCUAGACGAGAUUGAAGUGCUUGAUAUACUUGUUCAAAUUACCAUGGCCCUGGAGGUAUGUGUUAAGGAUUCGAAUCUCGAGCCCAUGUGCACAGUAUGUACACAGCAAGAGCAUUUUGCAUCGUGAUCUAAAGACGAAAAACAUUUUCCUUACGGAACCUAGACUUAUCAAAGUAGGCGACUUUGGAAUCGCACGGUAAGAGGACGUUGGACCUUUUACUUUAGAAUUCUCGACGAGCCCCUCUCAUUGGCGAACACGCUGACUGGUACUCCAUACUACAUGAGCCCUGAACUGCUAACAGGAAGGCCAUAUAAUCACAAAGUGAGAGACUGAGUUUUUUAUUUUUGAAAGUCCGAUAUUUGGUCUCUAGGGUGCGUAGCCUAUGAAGUUACUUCGUUACAUCAAGCUUUCUCAGCACAGAAUUUCCACGAUCUCUCGUUGAAAAUUUUGCUGGCAAAAGUACGGUGAAUAAAAUCUGCUUUAGUAUUGUUAGACGCCUUCAGUCCCACAAAAAUAUAG
Spirometra erinaceieuropaei is the source of this 669-nucleotide messenger RNA. Lineage: Eukaryota; Metazoa; Platyhelminthes; Cestoda; Diphyllobothriidea; Diphyllobothriidae. The record is from the annotation of a GenBank genome assembly.